UCCACUGACGUCUUCCGCUUUCAGUGACAGGAUUAGUCUAUGCAUGUAACUUUAAGGAGUCAACAUUUUUUUUGUGUUCCGUAUACAGAGAUCGUGGACGUGCAUCUUGACAAUAAACAUUCUGGACAUUUUAGAGUGGUUUUGGCAACAUUUUGGGUGGGGAUGGCGGAGGGAAGUGGCACUGCGGUGAACGAUUUGCCUCCCGGAGAUCCGCAGCUAAUAGGCCUUAUCGUGGAGCACCUGAAGAGCAGAGGACUUUUCGACGAGUUCCGUCGAGAUUGUCUGGCUGAUGUUGACACGAAGCCAGCCUAUCAGAACUUACGACAGAAGGUGGACAACUUCGUGUCCUCGCACCUGAAUACCCAAGAGUGGAAUCCAACGAUCAACAAAAACCAAAUGCGCAACGGACUCAGACAAAGCGUUGUACAGUCGGGCAUGCUGGAGUCCGGUGUGGACAGGAUCAUCACGCAGGUGGUGGACCCCAAGCUGAACCACAUCUUCCGGCCCCACAUAGAGAACGCCAUUCACGAUUUCCUCUCCGAUGACAGGAAGGAGGAGGCGGCCCCCGCUGCACCCCCGCCUGAGGCAGAGCAGCAGGAGGUCCCCAGCACCCUGCCCAAAACUCCCUGAGGUGAAGGACAGAACGGCGAACGUGCUGCUCCACUGUGAACGUCUCUCAUGCUGCCUGUCCGGCUGAACCCGCCUGUUCCAAAACGUCGUCAAAAAAAACGCAACGGUGGAACGAGAGAGAGAGUGAUGCAAAAUGGCUACUGUGUUGCAAAUGCCCACCCCCCCCCCCAUCCCACUCCUCACCCCUCCUUCCAUAAGUGGGAUGAGCGUGGUGCCCCCCCCGGGUGGGUGUGGCUGCUUCCUGGAGGAUGGGGAGGGCAUGCUGGGAAAAUGGGGGGGGGGGGAACUCGAAGCGUUUCCUCUUUGUGCAGAAGACCGAAAUGUGCACAAAUCACACGGAUCUCAUGCUCUAUGGAAAUGUGCUUUUCUGAUGCCACUUAAUAAUAAUAAUAAUAAUAAUAAUAAUAACAACAAUGCUACCCAUUGUGGUUUUUUGCUUUGUCAUACAAACAGUUAUUUUUCUGCAUUUGAUUCCUCCCUUUUUAAUUAGGAAAAACAGACCUAGCCUUGGCAUUCUUACAGGGGGUUGUGCUUUCUGUUCUGUUUCAUCUUGCCUUAGACAACAUGCAGUACCCUUGGGGAAUUUCUUUUUUUUUUGUGAGUGUGUUUCUUUUGUCAAUAAAUGAGUUUGCAAUGAAAA
Anguilla anguilla (European eel) is the source of this 1270-nucleotide messenger RNA. Its product is annotated as biorientation of chromosomes in cell division protein 1-like. The transcript has 4 exons. Lineage: Eukaryota; Metazoa; Chordata; Actinopteri; Anguilliformes; Anguillidae. Bases 40 to 630 code for a protein of 196 amino acids. The record is from RefSeq and is a predicted model, not a curated record.